Molecule: messenger RNA, 946 nt
Organism: Cyprinus carpio (common carp)
Lineage: Eukaryota; Metazoa; Chordata; Actinopteri; Cypriniformes; Cyprinidae
Gene: ostn
Product: osteocrin
Biological process (GO): hormone-mediated signaling pathway
Molecular function (GO): signaling receptor binding
Source: RefSeq, a predicted model, not a curated record
AAACCGGGAAAGACAACAGCAGGAACCAGCAAAGGCAGAGAACGUGAGAAAUUCCAGGAACUGCACAGUGUCCAUCUGUCCAUCUCUGUGUGACUGAAACCGAAUCAGAUUAAGGAUGCUGGGCUGUGGAUGUGUGAUGCUCUCUGGUCUGCUGACCCUGACCUUGUUCCACUGCAGUGCGGAAAGUCUUCAUGUACCCCAAGAAAGAUCAGAGUAUGUGGAACCAUCUGUGGUGGAGGGCCGCAGUGUCCAGCGAGGCCAGACCGAGCAGAAGACCUCAGGAGCCGUGAACACUAAACUCCUCCUGCACAACCGGCUGGUCCGACUGGAGAACGAUGUCAUUGAGACCAAGAGGAAACGCAGCUUCCCUGGAUCCAACACGCCUCUUGACCGCCUGUCAAUCAGUACCAUGGAUCCCAAAAGCAACAAGCAGAGGAAGGUCGUUGAGUUGCCACGGCGACGAGUCAGCACUCCGAUUGACCGGAUUGGCGUAGGCCGUCUUCCCAGCAACCGAGGAUAGACUCCGCCUCUGACCACGCCCCGACUAACAGAGGGUAAUAUCGCAGGUAGAUGAUAUGCAUGAUAAGCACACCAGCCGGCUACUCACUAACCACUGAAUGACCUUUAACCAUCCGCUCCAGAGCUGUUCCUUCUCAUUGAUUUAGACCUUCAAUAUCCGAUCAAACUGUUUAUUUCCAGUUCUGACUCAUCAUCAUAUAAAUACUACAUCUAAACUGUAUUGCUUUCAUGAAAUGAGUUCUGUUUAUGAUGUAAGAAGCAUUAGCCAAUCAGAGAGGAAUCUGCUCAUGGCUUCCAUUAUUGCACAUCUCAAUAUUUACUCCAGUGCCUCACGACUUCUCGCUUGCUGUAAUAUACAUAAAUAUUGUCAUUUUCUCACUUUGACUGGAGGCUGUUCAGCCUUGACAAUAAAACAGAUGAAAAUUUA